CUGAUCAACACAAUUUUUUGACAAAAUUGAAUCUUUAUAGGCCAAUUGUAUGAGAAGAAAUCCAUGACUUUGGUGCACAUGGGUACAUAGAUUUUGAUCCAUCCCCUGCUUAUAUAUAUAAAUGUAAAUCUCUUCUUCCAUAUCCAUCUCACAAGAGUUACAAGAAAAAAAAACUACUAAACACAUACAAAUGAAGAUGACAUUGGUAACAUUGGUCCUAGUGGUUGCCUUGAGCACAAAGGCACUACUUGGGGAAGCUGGUCCUGCGCCAGAGCAAAUUGUUGACACAUCAGGGAAGAAGGUGAGAGCUGGUGAGAAUUACUACAUAGUUCCAGCAUCCUCGGAUGUAGGUGGCCUUGCUCUUUCAACCACAGGUCAAGAUUGUCCUCUUGAUGUUGUAGCUGUUGAUGGUUACCAAGGACAGCAAUUGAGCUUUCUUCCUGUUAAUGAUAAGAAAGGUGUGAUUCGCGUUUCCACUGAUCUCAACAUCUUUUUCUCCACCUACACAAGUUGUUCUCAGUCCACAGUGUGGAAGCUCAAGGAUUAUGAUUAUUCAACAUCACAGUGGUUUCUCACAACUGGUGGUUCUUUGGGCAACCCUGGCUCUCAAACCAUCACCAAUUGGUUCAAGAUUGAGAAGUACGAGGAUGCUUACAAGAUGGUUUAUUGUCCAAGUGUGUGCAAUUAUUGCAAUUAUCCAUGCAGUGAUAUUGGAAUAUAUCAGGACCAAUAUGGCAAGCGUUUGGCUCUAACUUCUGAGCCAUACAAAGUGCAGUUCCAGAAGGUUCAAUACUAAAUGUUGAAUAUACAAAUCUUGAUGAGUAAAGUGUAAGGCACUACUUGCAGUUUUCAUACAAGAUUAUUCUCAAGUUGAGUUCCCUGUGCUGCAUAAUAAAUAAACAAAUGUAUUUCCACUCUUUCUAAUUUCUAGUUUCUGUUUGUCGUUAACUUAUAAGAAAAUAUUCGCUAAGAACGUAAACUCCUAAGCUGAGAAAAAUUUCAUUCCUAGAAGUAUUUUCCUUUGAACAAUUAACACUACGACUAUGGUUUGUCCAAAUAUGAGUUACGCACACAAAAGAAUGUCUGUUUCUGAACCUGUUGUUCAGGUGGCAUUCCUUCCAAAAGCUGGCAUGGGUCAUCUCAACCCAUUUCUCCGAACAGCAAUAUUGUUUCGAAAAUUGUGGUUGCAAACUCACUUUCAUCACUUCCAAAACUACACUUUCUCUUCACCAGACCUGUUAAAGUUCCUUUCCUUUCUGUUAU
This is a messenger RNA of Vigna unguiculata (cowpea), 1263 nucleotides long. Its product is annotated as miraculin pseudogene. NCBI's taxonomy places the organism in Eukaryota, Viridiplantae, Streptophyta, Magnoliopsida, Fabales, Fabaceae. The record is from RefSeq and is a predicted model, not a curated record.